AUGUCCGGAAAUAGUUUGUAUACCCCGGAUCAGAGCGCCCUAGACACUCGUUGGACACAGCCAUGGAGUGAGGCUUUUCGAGCACAACGAGAUGUCGGGUUGCGCAUACCUAUCAACUUUCACACCGCGCCGGCAGUCUCAUUAAGCCAAGCUUGCUUCUCUGACAAACAAUACGAGCACAAUGCUUUUCGAAAAUGCUUCUCAAAUCUCCUUGGUGUAGGGUUCCGCAGAUUUGCCAUCGAUGCUUACUGGGAUGCCCUUCAAUCGAGUUGGAGUCUCUGUCCGGUCGAGCAACCCGGACCUGAAGACGAUGGUGCUGACGAUGCUGUGUCAACGAGCUCCGGUUCUCUGGUCAUCGCAUCGACUGAUACCAUCAAUGCGAAAAUCCCUGAAUCUACAGCUGUACCACUCAAUAGCCUGGCUUUUGAUCGUCGCCAGGAUGCAUCGCAGUCAACAGGCUCUGCAGGCGGAUCGUCCCUAGCAAGUUCUUCGGACCCGACAUCUGCCAUGUCGUCGACGAGCGCCAGUCCAAGUGCCAAGCCUACCGUGAUCAACUUCCCAAGUACGAGUGGACCACCGUUAUCACAGAUUGGGAGGUACAACUGCACUUUGCUGAUGAGAUUGGACUUACUCACGGGAAUUCUGGACAACUUCCUCGAUUCCACAUCUACAACAACUGGUGCUUCUUUCUUAGUACUGACGCUUGAUGUCCAUGCCGCAUCUUCGAUCCUAAACCCCAACGAGCCAGCGACUGAGCUACCGACAACUCGACUACCGGGUACCGGCACCUUGUUAAGCGAUGUCAUGAAGGGCAAUAUCUCAUCGGUGACAUACACCCCUGCACUAUUGCGAGACCAACGAAGUGACCUCAAUUCAUCAUGGUUCGAUGUUCAACCACCUAGCCAGCCUCUGGGCGGCUAUUAUGAUAUCAAGUACAACUCGCAGAGAAACAGAUACACGAUUGAUGGCUGGCCAACGGAAGCGUUUGUCGAGUUCCAGAGGUUCUACCGGCUUAGUAUUGGGUAUGGAACAGUGGAUCCACAAAUGCGUCUGUAUAAUAUCGGACCUGACUUGGAUUUUAUAUUUCCUCCUGGGGCUCUCGAAAGGGAGCAGACUCCAUCAGUUUCUUCGAAUGGUCAGCUAUCGUCAGGGUGCUUGUUCGAUGCUUCCGACACAGGGGUGACCUCGCAAAGGAACUCUUCGUGGACUAUCGCGACGGCACCAGCGCUCGAUGUCGGCAGUCGUCCAGAUCUCAUGAUACCGCUUCCUGCCGUCAGCAAUCUCACGUCUUGUGGCAUUACCCCUCUGCUCAACCAAACUCUAGGAGGAACCACGGCUGAUAAAAAUCCCUUACCAUACGCUGCGUAUGUUCAUUCUACGCUGUGGACAUGGGCACCAGGAGAGCCUAAGAAUAUCACCUCUGGUGGCGACAGAUCAGACAGUCGCUGUGCAGUCAUGACAACAUCCCCAUACUCAGGUCGAUGGCGCGUCACUGACUGCAAGGAUCGGUACCGCGUCGCCUGCCGCGUCCCUGGUCAGAUAUACAAUUGGCAGAUAUCUUCGGAGACCUCUAGCUACUUUGAUGCCGUAGAAGCCUGUCGCGCGCCGUACGAGUUUGAUGUUCCGCACACCGCGCUCGAGAAUGCGCAUCUCAUCGCUGCCAUCGGUAGAGACAGUCGUACAACGCCAGACGAAGCGAUUUACAUCGACCUCAACGCCCUGAAUGUUCCAGAGUGCUGGGUCUCAGGGCUGGAUGGCACGUGUCCGUAUCUGGCUACAGAUGAUAAUGAUAGAGUCAGGAUUGUGGUUGUGCCUACGGUUGCGGCGGUGGUAAUAUUUUUGCUUGCGGCGCUUACGUUCUUCGUCAAGUGUGCGGCAAACAGGAGAGAGAACAAGAGGGGUAGAAGGCGGAGAAUGGUCGGAGGCUGGGAGUAUGAAGGUGUGCCUAGUUAA
Messenger RNA from Parastagonospora nodorum SN15, 1953 nucleotides. RefSeq lists its product as hypothetical. The coding region runs from base 1 to 1953 and encodes 650 amino acids. The record is from RefSeq and is a predicted model, not a curated record. Lineage: Eukaryota; Fungi; Ascomycota; Dothideomycetes; Pleosporales; Phaeosphaeriaceae. The transcript is spliced from 2 exons.